This is a messenger RNA of Ectocarpus siliculosus, 2325 nucleotides long. NCBI's taxonomy places the organism in Eukaryota, Phaeophyceae, Ectocarpales, Ectocarpaceae. The record is from the annotation of a GenBank genome assembly.
AUGUGGCGAACACAUCUGCAUGCUCCUCUUUUCCUAGCCGUCCUGUUGCCGUCACGUGUACUGUCGAUGUGCUCGAAUAGCUGCAGCAGACGGGGAGACUGCAACCCUUUUGGAAGAUGUGAUUGCUGGGCCGGAUGGGGUGGGGCCGAUUGUUCGGAACGCAUGUGCGCGACCGGAAUUGCGUGGAGUGACCGGGCAACGGCCACCGAUACUGCUCACGGUGUCGUGGAGUGCUCCAACCGUGGCGAAUGCGAUCGUGCGGUGGGGAGGUGCAAAUGCAUGACUGGGUUCUCCGGGUCCGCGUGCGAAAGGAGCAGCUGCCCGCGGGGUUGCUCAGGUCAUGGCCACUGCAGGAGUUUGUCCGACUAUGCGCAAGACUACCGGGGCGACGAUUCGAUCCAGUACCUGUACGAUGACGUUUGGGAUAGUGAUAAGCUUCACACUUGCGUUUGCGACACCGGCUAUCACGGGUUCGACUGCGCCUUGCGUAGCUGUCCGACAGGGGACGAUCCACUCACUACUGGUCAAGUUAACGAAAUUCAACUUGUUGUGUGCGAGGCUACCGCGGGCUCAUUCGUGCUGUACUACGAAGGCUAUCCCACGACAGAUAUAUUGUAUGACGCCAGCGAGGCGGAUAUCGAGUCUGCCUUAUCGGCAAUUCCAGAUAUCCAGGGUGUAAACGUUGAGUUUUCAAUCCCUCUCAGUGGGGCUUGUAGCUCUACCGCCAUCAACGUCAUUCAGGUGGAGUUCUUGGGCAACUUCGGUCCCCUUCGGCCAAUGUGGUCGUUCAAUGCUCUCACUGCAGGCUCCGUGACGACCCUCACCAUCGUUGCAGACGGCAGUUCAAUCUACGAUUCAGACGCGAUCGGGUAUACCUCUGUCAAGGGGACGAAGGAGAAUGAAGAUUGUUCCAAUCGAGGGAUAUGCGAUACCCAAGAGGGCAUUUGCGAGUGCUUCACCUCAAACGACGACAUUUUUGCGAGCAGUGACGGGUACAACGGCCCGGGAACACGCGGAGAUUGUGGAUACCAGGUUACUACCACGGCUGGAUGUCCGGGAGAGAUCGCAUGCAGCGGUCAUGGCACCUGCGACGAGAGCGAUUUCACGUGCAAUUGCAACGAUGGUUGGACCGCCGGAGACUGCUCCUUACGCGCUUGUCCGUAUGGCUGGAGCUGGUUCAGCUACCCGAGUGCUGAAGACAAGGCUCACGAUAAACGCACCGAAUGCUCUGAUGGUGGAUUCUGUAACGGCGAGACGGGAGCUUGCGAAUGUGCAGAUCUGUUUCACGGCGCUGCUUGCGAGUAUAUGAUAUGUCCAGGGGGCACCACGGACGCGUGUCAUGGCCACGGGCGUCAGUUUCAUAACAACCAGAGCGUGCGUGCAGUUCUCAACAAACUGAAUAUCUGGCUACGUACGACUUUGAACCGGUCAAGCUUGGCAACUACAGCCCUCUUUUUGUGUAUGUCGGAUAGGUGUAUGACAAUGGCCGAACUGGCCACGUUUGCUGAAGACAACGGUGAUGCUACGGACUACACAUACGGGGAGGAUCCUAAUGAAGGCUCUACCUGGGAUGCGCACCGAAUAUUCGGGUGCUACUGCGACGACGGCUAUUCAGGAUACGACUGUUCUGAAAGAGUAUGCCCUGUAGGAGAUGAUCCUGGAAGCUGGGGGCAGGAGCCUGAAGUUCAAACCAUGACGUGCCAGGCCACGAACGGAACAUUCACGCUCACCUUUCGGCAGGCCGAGACGGAGCCAAUCCCAAGAAAUGCCUCAAGUGAGGACCUUAAAGAAACCCUUGAGGCGCUGGCUACAAUAGAUGUUGUUUCAGUAGCGUUCGAGACGGGGGACACUGUGUGUCAAGACGAUGGGUCCGAGGUUGCCUCCGUCACGUUCGUUACCCAGCAUGGAGACGUGCCCCUCCUCAUGGUGGACGCGUCGCUUUUGGUUGACGACAGCAACGGCGGGGCGCCUGGGAGCGGGAACGUUACCGUUGUAGAGGGUGUUCAAGGAACGACGGAGGAAGAGACCUGUUCAAACCGUGGGCUAUGUGACAGGCACACGGGAGAAUGUUCCUGCUUUCCAGGAUGGUCGAGCAGUAACGGGGCGGGAGAAAUUGGGGACAGGUCGGACUGCGGCUAUCGGGUGCCUAUGACCACGCAUCUCAGAGGCUCAAAAUCACGGGGGGAGUCAACCGUGGCGAAAUCGGUAUUGCCUCAGGGAGAGUCGACCAACAAGUAUAGUGACUUGUCGGUGAUUGCGGCGCAGUCCAAGUUGGAGGCGUUAGCACGGCAGAAAGAGAUGCUGGUCGCAGCUCAGCAACAUUAA